Messenger RNA from Symbiodinium pilosum, 1206 nucleotides. The record is from the annotation of a GenBank genome assembly. Lineage: Eukaryota; Dinophyceae; Suessiales; Symbiodiniaceae.
AUGUCGGAGGCGCCCUCAGGUCACCUCAGCCUCGAGCAGUUCAGGAGCCGCGUGGAAGCGAAGCCCGUAUAUGGUGCUCGCACCCAGCUGUACUUUGAGUCUCAAGGUGCACGCAAGAGGUCAGCACCGACACCGGCAGUGAGCUCCCAGGCCGCACCGCAGGAGGUUAACGACGCGGCUGCGGCGAGCAGCGCCACCGGACCGGAGACGACGACGCAAGGUUUUGUCGUGCAAGGUCCACACCUGGAGGACCACACCGCCUACCAGAUUACAGCUGGGCACAUGGGGAAGGACGUGAACAACCCCCAUGAGGUGGAGGCCUUCCUUAACUCAAAGGUGGCAACUGCUCGAGACGUCCUUCGACUGGUCAAGAAUUACCACGAAGCCAUCAUAAGGCCAGAGCUAUAUGGUGCAGUGGUACAGUUGGAAAGUGCCAUGGGAAAAAUGAUUGACCGGCUCUUCACAACGCAAGCGGAGCUGAGGUUCAUGGCAAGCGACAACCGCCAGCAACAGAAGGCGGAAAGUGGACUGAAGAUUCUGUUGACAGGGUGGCCCGUGACCAUGCCGCCCCAGGGAAGAGCGUACAUGAUCGGCUGGAUGCUGAGUCAGGUGCCGGAGAUCCGACAGCUCAUGGUGAACCGAGCCCUGCUCCCUCCUGAUGCCGACCACACCGCCUACACCCUGCAGUUCUGGUACCACGUGCUGUCGAUUGAGCCUACUACGGUGAGUCCAGAGAUGUCAGCCAUCAUGAUGAGUCCUCCGCAGGACCCAGAGAACAAAGAGGAAACUCUCUGGGUCCAAAAGUGGAAUGAAGUUAUUUGGGGCAGCCAGUGGGUCUAUGACCAGCUAGACCACACCGCCUACCAAGAGGCCAAAAAUCAGGCCAAAGCCUCAGGAAGAGGAAUUUCAUAUGGUGGUGGUCGCAAGCACUGGUCCAACAUGCUCCUGCAUAAUAGCUUCUACAGCCCCUACCCAUUUGAUUUAGAUCUUGUCCAGGCAGAAGCUGUAGCGUUUAGUUGGGACGAGUUUUGCAUGAAGUCUGGUGUCCCCAAUGAAGCUGUGGGGGACACCAAAAUGUGCACUUUUCAGGAAAAACCUGGUGCACCCAUUGUUGGUCCCAACCUAGAGUCUGAGGGUGACACGGAGAUGGGCGAUCAGACCAUGCCGCCUCCAGCAGCACCUUCACAGGGCUUUCAAAAAGCACCU